GUUAUCCUGAUGGAUCAGCUUCCAGACUUACUCAACUAUAAGUUGUUUCUUGAGGAACACAAAAAUACAACACAUUUUAAUCUAUCUGACGCUAGUGAUAUUCUGACAGAAUUUGAGAAGAACCUGUAUACAUUUGACAAGUUUUCUACUGUCGUACUACUUUCGUUGUAUAUACCGACGUUUGUAAUCGGAUUAGUGGGUAACAUACUUAUCAUCGUAUCGGUGUCAGCAGAAAGGGCAAGAAAAGCGAAUCUUUAUUUUCUCGUCAAUUUAGCACUUGCUGACCUGGCGGUGACUGUGUUAUGUAUACCAACAUCUAUAGGAACUCUUGUAUACAAACUGUGGGUAUACGGAAGAUUCCUUUGCAAAUUUACAGCAUUUAUUCAAGGUGUUGCUGUUGCCGUCAGCAUAUAUUCUAUGACAGCGAUGUCUGUUGACCGCUAUAUUUCACUACAACACCCUGUUGCGGCUCAGAAGAUGACGUCUGCAUGCCAAUCAUGUGUCCUACUGUUGUUUAUGUGGAUUGCAGCCGCAGUAUUUAUGGGGCCACUUAUCUAUAUCCGAGAUAUUGAUAUGUUGAAGGAUGUGCCAUUUCUACGACCACUUCCGUUCUGUAUCGAGGAAUGGCCACACGACAGAGACAGACAAGCAUAUGGCGUGUUUUUAUUAUUCGUCGUUUUCAUAAUCCCUGCAUUUACAAUCUCAAUUUGCUACGGAAAUGUCGGGAAAGCUCUCUGCACUAUUGAGCGGCACCAGCGCGUAAGCUCGGAUGGAAGCACCCAAAGACUCGUUUCACGCCAAAAAGCAGCCCGUAUGGUUAUUAUUCUUAUCUGUGUGUUCAUGAUUUGCUGGUUACCGUAUAACAUUAUUUCAACUCUGUCAGACCUUUACGAAAAUGUACGGAUGACAAAUGCGUUACCAUUUGUUCUCUGGUUGGGACAUGCUCAUAGUGCUUUCAAUCCAAUGUUGUAUUGGUCAUUGAAUAGGCGUUUCCGUGACAGUGUACACAGGCUGGUAAAGGUUGUUAAAAUCACUGGAUGUUCAAGUGAUUCUACACAGACUGUAUCUUUACCUCAAUAUGUAUAAACAGAUUCAAACAAACGUAGAUUAGAUUGUACCAAAAGAAUUUGCUUUAUAUCAGUGUAUAUAAAAUAAGUCAUUUUGUGUUAUACAAACCAAGUACAUUACAAAUGUGUUCAUUUCAUACACUUUAUCGUGAAAUUGAAAAACAGUCCAACUUAAUACAAUAAUUACAUGCGUUGGAAAGUGUCAAAUACUAGCUCAUUUAUAUAUUGUCGUUUUAAAAGAAAAUC
Molecule: messenger RNA, 1313 nt
Organism: Ruditapes philippinarum (Manila clam)
Lineage: Eukaryota; Metazoa; Mollusca; Bivalvia; Venerida; Veneridae
Product: QRFP-like peptide receptor
Exons: 2
Coding region: 10-1086 (358 amino acids)
Biological process (GO): G protein-coupled receptor signaling pathway
Cellular component (GO): membrane
Molecular function (GO): G protein-coupled receptor activity; peptide binding
Source: RefSeq, a predicted model, not a curated record